Molecule: messenger RNA, 1862 nt
Organism: Bradysia coprophila
Lineage: Eukaryota; Metazoa; Arthropoda; Insecta; Diptera; Sciaridae
Product: diuretic hormone receptor-like
Biological process (GO): cell surface receptor signaling pathway; adenylate cyclase-modulating G protein-coupled receptor signaling pathway
Cellular component (GO): plasma membrane
Molecular function (GO): G protein-coupled peptide receptor activity; diuretic hormone receptor activity; peptide hormone binding
Source: RefSeq, a predicted model, not a curated record
CACUUUGUGUCGUUUUUUAAUUGUUUGUUAAAUUUUAUAUUUUGCAAUUGCUUUACUGUUCAGUUAGGAAUGCCAGUCAUUAGUUCCUUUACUCACUGAAAAGCCGAACCAGAACGUUUUCAGAGGGAAAUUCGGCUUUAAUUUGCAAAACCUUUUAUAUAUUUAACGAGGAAAAAGAAUUGAGUUUUUAAUGUUAAAUUGAAUUAAAAUUUUGUAUAUUUCGUGCAUAUUAAUGUGGUUUCUUUUGGGUUUGGAUCGCGCGAAAGAGAUGAAAAAUUAACUUGUGCUCGUAAUGAAAACAUGAAUUCGUUUUGAUUCGAUGUUAAAAGCUAAGUUGAAAGAAAAAGAAAUUAAUUGAAUACCGGAAAUCUAAGGCGCUUGGGAAAAGCGUUCGUGACGAUGUAAAUUCUGUUUCUUGUGACUUUGGUUGAUAAAAAAGAAUUCAUUGUGGCGUCAACAACAAGUGAGAGUUCAUCGAUUCCAAUAGACGACGACGAUAUUUUGAAUGCUUUGGAAUUGGAAUGUCGACUGGAUGCAUACGGAAAUACUACAAAUGCUCAAGAGCCCAUCGGAUGCCCGAAAGUAUUUGACUCGAUACUGUGCUGGCCCGAAACAAAUCCGGAUUCGGUGGCGGUUCUACAAUGUUUUCGUGAAUUCAAAGGAAUCUUUUACGACAGCACGCAAAAUGCAACAAAAUAUUGUCGAAAUGACAGCACAUGGGACAAUUCCAAUUACGAAAAAUGUUUGCAUAUCGCAAACGAUACCGAGCUGCACGAUUUCGUUCCAUCGAUUGAACUACCGACCAUUAUCUACGGAUUUGGAUACAUACUGAGUUUAAGUUCGCUGACAUUAGCACUGAUUGUUUUCCUGCAUUUAAAAGAACUUCGUUGUCUAAGGAAUGCUAUUCAUGCAAAUUUAUUUUUAACGUACAUCCUGUCGGGAUUACUUUGGAUAUUGAUGCUUUCUCUGCAGAUUACAGUCAAACCGGGAGUAGCAGGAUGCAUAAUUUUAGUUAUACUUUUCCAUUACUUUAGUUUAACCAAUUUUUUUUGGAUGCUCGUCGAAGGCCUUUACCUGUACAUGUUGGUUGUAGAGACGUUCUCCAGUGAUAAAUUAAAAUUCAAGAUGUACGCGAUACUGGGUUGGGUUUUCCCGGCAAUAAUCAUUAUGAUCUGGGCGAUUGUGAAAAGUGUUAUAACAACGCCAUUAGGGAUUUAUGACCUAGGUUUGGAUCCGAUGAGUGAGCAUCAACUUGAUUGUACAUGGAUGCAUGAGUCGCAAAUCGACUGGAUAUAUCAAGGACCCGUUUCUGCUUGCUUGGUGAUAAAUUCCAUUUUCCUUCUACGUAUUAUGUGGUGUGUUUUUAAGGUGCUUAUUAUCAAAUUGCGAUCGAACAACAAUGUCGAAACGAAACAAUACCGGAAGGCGACGAAAGCUUUAUUGAUCUUAAUACCAUUGCUGGGCCUUACAUAUUUGGUGGUAAUAACCGGUCCAGUCGAUGGUCUUGGCAAAUAUAUCUUUGCGAUUAUUCGAGCUCUACUUAUAAGCACGCAGGGAUUCUCAAUAUCUGUCUUUUACUGCUUUUUGAACUCGGAAGUCAAGCAAACCAUUCGACAACGGUUUUUCAGAUGGCAGGAUGAGAGGAAUAUUCAAUACAGCCAAAGAAAUGCCAACACUCAUCAAAAGUUGAUAAAUUCGUCAUCUAAUGGGACUCAGAGAUCCGCAGUCGAUAACGGACGGCUAACUGAUGUGAGUCCAAUGCUAUAGCCGUUAACUUGACGUUAAAAAAUUGGAGUACAGGCAACUUAAAGACAUUGUAUUCAUCGUCGCAGUGAAAAUAUUAAAGCAAAGAUGAAAUAUUC